AUGGCUGCGGCAAGUGGGGCGUCGAAGUCUUCUCGACGCAAGGCCGAGAGCAGCAGCCGCGAGGGAGGAUCAGUAGAGGGCGGCGGCCGAGAGCAGCACCCGCGAGGGAGGAUCAUUGUUAAGGAAGAUGAAAUGGAGAUCGGGCAUCCAACAGAUGUCAAACAUGUCGCACAUAUUGGCUGGGAUAGAGACUCUGUCCAUUCUCCAAGUUGGAUGAAAAGGUUCGAUUCCCCGUCGGAUUUCUCUUCUCCCAGCAAUGUUGGGCAAUCUAGGAGAUCAUCUUUGGCUUCUCGAGGAUUGGAUCGACCGAGAAGCAUUCAAACAUCGUUUCGAUCAACUAGUAGCUCUGAAACCGACGACAAUUCUACGACUCCAAAGAAGAUGAAGAGGAGAAGACACAGAGCUGCAUCCUCCUCGUCUUCAUUAACACAUGCACAUUCGAAAAGGUCUUCAAGACUGAAAGCUCCAUAUGUAGCUUCAUUGGGAGAUGAUCAUGAAGCACAAGACCAGCUUCGUGGAGUUUAA
Molecule: messenger RNA, 525 nt
Organism: Zingiber officinale
Lineage: Eukaryota; Viridiplantae; Streptophyta; Magnoliopsida; Zingiberales; Zingiberaceae
Product: CRIB domain-containing protein RIC9-like
Exons: 4
Coding region: 1-525 (174 amino acids)
Source: RefSeq, a predicted model, not a curated record